This is a messenger RNA of Conger conger (European conger), 1078 nucleotides long. Its product is annotated as astrocytic phosphoprotein PEA-15-like. The coding region runs from base 374 to 766 and encodes 130 amino acids. Lineage: Eukaryota; Metazoa; Chordata; Actinopteri; Anguilliformes; Congridae. The transcript is spliced from 4 exons. Gene Ontology annotation, biological process: regulation of apoptotic process; MAPK cascade. The record is from RefSeq and is a predicted model, not a curated record. Gene Ontology annotation, molecular function: protein binding.
UGUGUCUAGCGGCGGAAUCGUCGAGCCAGGGAAAAGGCGUUUCCAUUCUCAAACCGGCGAGACUGUACACACGGACUCAGCAGCGGAUGGACCGAGCGAUCUGUCUGGAAACUAUCACAGAAAAAAAACUAUAUCAAAACCACAAUUAAUCUAUAGAAUCCAUCCCAGGGAAAAGGAAGCAGCUAACCUAUUCAUUUUUAAACAAACGUGUUGGUCCCGAGAGGGUUUUGCGAGUGGAUUUGCCUGCACAAAGCGCUUAUUUCAGAGCGAAAGCUCAAAACAAACGCAUUUAUAUCUCCCUGGAUACAGAAAACCAUCGCGCGUACUGUGUAGAGCAUCUCUCCGUCUCCUUCUCCCAUACGCGCCUGCAGCCAUGUCAGAGUACAGUUCCCUGCUGACGGACCUGGCAGAGGUGAUCACAGUGGAGGACCUGGAGCAGCUGAAGGGAGCCUGUAAGGAGGACAUCCCAGAGGGCCAGAGCGCUGGCCUCUCCUGCUCCAGAGACUGGCUCAGUUAUCUGGAGAAACACCACAAGCUGGCACAGGAUAACCUCUCCUACAUCGAGCACAUCUUCGAGAUCUCCCGCCGGCCGGACCUCCUGACGAGGGUGGUGGAGUAUCGCACCACUGUGCUGAAGAUCUCGGAGGACGACGAGAUCGACUCGAAGCUCACACGCAUCCCCUCAGCCAAGAAGUACAAAGAUAUAAUCCGCCAACCCUCUGAAGAUGAGAUCAUCAAGCUGGCCCCUCCUCCUAAGAAAGCGUGAUGUCACGGGUCCUUAUUGUGAUGUCACGGGUCCUUAUUGUGAUGUCACGGGUCCUUAUUGUGAUGUCACGGGUCCUUAUUGUGAUGUCCCAGCUCCUUAUCAUUCCACUGCACCCCCUUCAUCAGCCCACCCCCUACCCCCCCCCCCCCCUCCAGUUACACCUGCACUUCCCUGACCCUCCACACAGUGGCGCUACAUUCAUACCACACACAUGCAGCUGUGCUCACCCUGCUGAACAGGAGGAUGCACUGAGCGAGGCAGAGAGGAGAGGAGGAUGGACUGAGCGAGGCAGAGAGGAGAUGUGAGGAGGUA